Messenger RNA from Moneuplotes crassus, 620 nucleotides. Lineage: Eukaryota; Ciliophora; Spirotrichea; Euplotida; Euplotidae. The record is from the annotation of a GenBank genome assembly.
GAAAAAUUAUACUACAAAAAUGAUGAAUUCUAUUAGUGAUUUCUUAGUGAAGGAGCCAUCAGCAGGGUUUUAUGUUGGGAUUCCAAUGCUGGGACUGCUCUGGGUGCUUCUUGCGUAUGGGUUCAUGAUGGCAGACAGGAUUUUGGAGAGAGAAGGAUAUAAGAGAGAGGAGGUGUUUAGACAGGAAACGAGGCAACCUACGAAGAGACGUACUCAUCAUAAGAGGUUAGAUGAGGGAUAUUAGUGUUAAGAGUUAGAGGAAGGUGGUUAUAAGGUGUUUUGAGGGUUUAGGGCUCGAAAUUGGGUAUGGUGGGUUUUUGAAAAUUGAAAUUUUGAUAAGGAUGCGUGGAGUUUGGGAAAUUUUAAUGAAUGAUCUCCCGGGUGGCGGAUGGCUCAAGAUACUUACUGAUUUUAGAUAAUUGAUGGAGGGUUUAAGAUACUUAAAAUUCUAGAACGAUUUUUAAUUUCAAAAUUUUAAUUUUAAGUCACAAAUGAAUUUUGGCAGACAAAUUUUCCUAGAAACCCUUAAAUAAGCCUAAAACCCAGAUAGAAAUGAAUCAUAAGACAAAUGGACUUUAUUUGAUUGCUGCCUGGCGAAUAUAAUAGAGGUAGUUAUCUUU